UUAAUCGUUAUAAUACUGAAACUACUAAAAUUCUGAAUAAUUUAAAUUUAGUGCGACAUGAUCAAAAUGACAGUAAUAGUAAUUCGCUUAUAUCCGAAAAAUUAUCAAAUAAUAUUUCAACAUUAAAUAGAAAGCAAAAAUUGUCAAAAAACAUCGAAAAUCGCCACUUAAGUAAAACACAUUUAACAUUACCCAAUAUUAACAUUAACCGAAAAAACGACGAAUUCAGACAAAAUGAUCCCAGGAAUAAAGAAGUUUUUCAUAAUACAGCAAGUGAAGAAAAUAAUGAAAAAUCCACAAAAACAUCAUCACAAACCAACAAUACCAUAAAUUUAGCUGAUUCUUCAUAUGAAAGUUCAGAAACUGAUUUAACAAGCCAUGAACGAUUGUUAAAAACCUCGCCAGAAAUCAAAGAAUCGUUCGUAAUAACAUCCAAAAAUAAUAUGGUAUACAUCCAUGAAAAAGAAUAUGAUCCAGUACAUCAUAAACAUCACCACAACCAUCAUGUUAGCAACGUCGUUAAAGAAAAUAAUCUUCUAAAUGACGAUUUGACGAAUGAUUUUUAUUUUAAAGAAACAAAUGAUAUAAAGAAUCGUAAUAUUCGUCAUGCGCAACAUGGUGGAUAUCAUCCAGAUAAUUAUAAUACAGGCCAGAAAAAUAAUUUAUUUAAAGAAUUAAAAAAAUGGAAAGAAAAGCCAGUAACAUUCGGAACAAAUUAUACAAAAGAUCCAACAUUUUCAUUUCACCCGCAUACAAUGGUCGCGGAUAGUAUUAAUACUGUACCAAGCUAUGCAUAUAAUUUACAAAUGGGUAUAUUUUGUUCGUUUGAAGUGGCGUGUGAUUGGACUUGGAACAAUGAUAGUGGGUGUCGUGUUACUACACCUGCUCAAUUGAGUGACAUAAAUAUUGCGCCUAGAUUUGAUGCAGAUAAUAAUACUAUUGGUAAUUUUUUAUCCCUCUAUGUAACUCAGAACACUCGAGAGCUACAUAUUACAUCGCCGAAAUUAACAGCUCCAAGCAGUGAACAAUGUAGCUUAGAAUUAUAUCUUCAUCAAGCGAAUAUGAAUGCAUCAGUGAUCAAAAUUGUUGGUGAAAUUGUUGAUACUACACGAACCCAAUGGAUUGUUCAUGAAAUGUUGGGAAACAGUUACCGAAUGUGGCGGAAACAUACUUUCAAAAUUGGUCGAAUUUCACAAGAAUUUAAAUUAAUAUUAGAAAUAAUUCCACACUUUGCACCGGCACAUAUUGCAAUUGAUAACAUUCGUUUGGUAGAUUGUUAUCCAGAACCAGCAAAACGCAAUAUGUGUGUACCGCACCAAUUUCGCUGUGCGACAACAAAUGUUUGCGUCAAUGUUACCCAAGUGUGUGAUAUUAAUCACGAUUGUAAGAAUGGUGAAGAUGAACUUCAAGAUUGCGAUAAAAUCCCAUUUGGAGGCCGAUGUGAUUUUGAAGAUGGUUGGUGUGGAUGGAAAAAUGAUCCUUCCAAACAAAUAAUAUGGAUCCGAAACCAUGGAUCUAUAUCUUUUAAUCGCACAGGCCCAUCAAUGGAUCACACUUACCAUAAUAGCUUAGGGCAUUAUCUUUUAGUUAACAUGGCUGAAUAUAUUGAUGUAGCGUCUUUUGCUGCAACAGCUUCAAUUAGUAGUGCUAUUUUUAAUCCCCCGCCAGCGGUGCAUAGCAAUGAAAGUUCUACCUAUCAUAAUUCAUGUUCGGUUCGAUUUUAUUAUCAUCAAUAUGGAGUUCAUAAAAGUGGCUUAGCAUUAAUGCUAAUUGAGCUUAAACCAAAUGAUAAUGUUAGCACAGAAAUUUGGUGGAGUUUUGCUGAUAAAGAAGACAAAUGGCAUAAAGGAGUUGUAAUUUUACCCAAUAUAACAUAUAGAUAUUAUUUACAAUUUAAUGCCAAGAAGGGCUUAAGAUUUUUAAGUAUUGUGGCAUUAGAUGAUAUAUCAUUGAGUCCAGAAUGUUUUGGUCUAAAUAUACCUCAAAGUGAAUUACGCGGCUAUAAUUAUUGGAGUCCACCAGAAUUUAUUGAACCAAAAGUUAAAGAAACGCAUAAAGAUUUUGUAAAUCAAACUUAUUAUCAAAUAACAAGUUGUGGCGUUAAAGGUAAAGACGGACCCACACCAGAAAAUUGUUCAAAUUUUUAUCAAGAAACAUCGUUAGAAGAUCAAAUUGAAGUGUUAAAUACUAAACCAUUAAAAGGAAUACAAAGAUGGAUUGUUCCGAGUACUGGAUAUUACACAAUAAUUGCUAAGGGCGCUAGUGGUGGAAAAGGCUCUGGUGGUAUGGGUUCAUCUAGGGGAAGUAUAGUUAAAGGCAUUGUAGAACUACACAAAGGAGAACGACUCUACAUGCUAAUUGGCCAAGAAGGCCGCAGUGCCUGCGUAAAGAGUUUAGGCAGAACGUCUAAUUCAUCGUGCCAAGCUUUUUGGAAUGAAGAUCGAAACUUAACAGGUGUUCGCGGAGUAUUAAAAGCAAUUUUACGGGACGGUGGGGGAGGAGGAGGCGGAGCUACUUAUAUUUUUCGAAUUCAACGGAAAAAUAGUAAAACAGUUAUUGAGCCACUGUUUGUGGCUGCCGGAGGUGGAGGUCUAGGGUUAGGCCAAUUUGUGGACAAUAAUCUUCAUCAUGCACAUGGUUUAACAGCGAAAAGACCAUUUAAUGGACAUACCAUAACCACUGAUAAAACUUCCGGGGCUGGAGGUGGUUUAUAUCGGGAACCAAACACAACCUUCACAAUGUUUAGUGGACAUGCACUUGAAGAUGGAGGCCUUGGCGGAGUGCCAUGUUACGAUUCAAAAGAUGGUGCUGGAAGUGGUGGAUUUGGUGGAGGAGGUGGAGGAUGUACUAAUGGGGGUGGCGGUGGUGGCUAUUCAGGUGGUAAUUCAUGGACACCGAAUACAACUAAUGGCGAAGGUGGAACGUCGUAUAUUUCAAAUUUUACUUUGGAAGGACACCGUGAAGUUUUACCAGGUCAACAUACCGGUAGUGGGAUGGUUGUAAUAAUACCAGCGAAAAGUGAAAAAUGUGGUUGUUACUAUCGAUGUGUUGCAUUAGACGAACAUCGGGCACAGACAGCUUGUAUUUGCCCUGUUCCGAAUUGGUUUUUGGGUCGGGAUAAUGUGACUUGUUUGUUGAACAAUGAUACGCCUACUGAUCAUAAUUUACUUAUUGGUAUCCUCAUCCUUGUAAUUUUCUUCCUUGCUGUUGGAUUUGGUGUUCUAUGUAUAAUGUUAUAUAAUCGCCAUCAACGUCGAAAAUCGGAAAUAUCAAGGAGAAAAAUGCUUUCCGGCGCCGAAUUACAAUUAAACAGGCUUCGUAUGCAAUCCGAUAAUAACGUACUUUUAACAGAAUAUAAUCCGAAUUAUGAGUUUGGAGGGCAAGUUUAUACGUUAAAAGACUUGCAAGACAUACCAAGAGAUCAAUUGCGUCUAGUAAAGGCUCUUGGUCAAGGUGCUUUUGGUGAGGUAUAUCAAGGUUUCUAUAAGGCGCGGCAAAGUGAUGCUGUAGAAAUGCCUGUUGCCGUAAAAACAUUACCAGAAAUGUCUACACAACAAGCUGAAAUGGAUUUUUUGAUGGAAGCUUUAAUUAUGUCAAAAUUUAAUCAUCCAAAUAUUGUGCAUUUUAUUGGUGUUUGUUUCGAUAAACAUCCGCGAUUUAUUGUUUUAGAAUUAUUGGCUGGUGGUGAUUUGAAAAAUUUUCUAAGAGAAAGUCGCCCAAAACCAGAAAGAUCGAGUCCUUUAACAAUGAAAGAUUUAGUAUUAAUUUCAAUAGAUGUUGCCAAAGGUUGCAAAUAUAUGGAAGAACAUAGAUUUAUCCAUCGAGAUAUUGCUGCCAGAAAUUGUUUAUUAACAACUAAAGGUCCUGGUAGAGUAGUUAAAAUAGCAGAUUUUGGAAUGUCGAGAGACAUUUACAGAUCUGAUUACUACCGAAAAGGUGGUAAAGCGAUGUUACCAAUCAAAUGGAUGCCACCUGAAGCAUUUCUUGAUGGUAUUUUUACUAGUAAAACUGACAUUUGGUCAUUUGGAGUUUUAUUGUGGGAAAUUAUGUCAAUGGGCUUUAUGCCAUACACAGGAUGUUCAAAUCGACAAGUAAUGCAAUUAGUAACCAGUGGUGGUCGACUGGAACCGCCAUCAAAUUGUCCAGGACCGAUUUAUGGUAUAAUGACACAAUGUUGGCAUCCAACACCAGAACAACGGCCCACAUUUUCUGUACUUUUAGAACGAUUAGGUUAUUGUAUACAAGAUCCUGAUGUUAUUAAUAAUCCUUUGCCAGUAUUUACAAAAGCACCAUCAGCCGAACGUGACACGACUGUUAUGAGACCAAAAAAUACGGAUGGUACUUAUUUACAGGUACCAAAUACUGCCGAUUAUUUAAUACCAAUACCCACAACAACAUCGUGUACCACAACGAUAUAUGAUGGAAGUGCUGAAACAUUACUUGAUGAAGAUGAAACUGAUGUAAUUGAAAACAAUUGGGAAACAAGUUUCAUGAUGCCACAAUCAAAAUCUACAACACCAUUAUUACGUAAUAAUGUUGAUAAUGAACAAAUAAACAAAACGCCAGUAGUAGAAAAUUUAAUAAAUAUUGAUUCAUCCCCACCACAACAGAUUACAAUAACAAAUAAUUCGACCACAAAUAAUCCAACAAACACAACAAGCCCAACAGAAAUCGAAUCACAAAAAUUACUUGUAAAUCAUGCAAUAAAUAAUCAUAAUUCAUUAAUUAAUAAUAAUGUUAAACCAUCACCAAUUGUUGUAAAUAAUUCAACAAUCACAACUAAUACACCAAACAAUACAACAUCAGAUCAGCCAACAUUAAAAAGUGGUAUAUCAUUAGAUGCUAGUAAUUUAUUAAAACAACAAAAUAUAAACAAAAAACCUUAUGCAAAUAUACAACCAAGUAAUGAUUAUCGUACACAAAAUGGUCCCUAUUCAAUACGAUCUGAAUUAUUAAAUGCUGAAUCUGAGAUCAGUUGUUAA
This is a messenger RNA of Chrysoperla carnea, 4982 nucleotides long. RefSeq names its product ALK tyrosine kinase receptor (gene Alk). Lineage: Eukaryota; Metazoa; Arthropoda; Insecta; Neuroptera; Chrysopidae. The record is from RefSeq and is a predicted model, not a curated record. The transcript is spliced from 19 exons. Gene Ontology annotation, molecular function: protein binding; transmembrane receptor protein tyrosine kinase activity; ATP binding. Gene Ontology annotation, cellular component: signaling receptor complex; membrane. The coding region runs from base 444 to 4982 and encodes 1512 amino acids. Gene Ontology annotation, biological process: protein phosphorylation; cell surface receptor protein tyrosine kinase signaling pathway; positive regulation of kinase activity.